AUGAUAAAUGUUGAUAUGGGGAAAAAUAAAAUGAUAUUUUCACUUCACACCACUUACAGCCGUGUAAGCAAAAUGAAGUGGUUAAUGUUGUUGGCAGGCCUAACGGCAGUCCUAGGCGCAGUGCCUAGAAUACCAACUACUCGUGACUUUGAACUGGAAGAGACGGACGGUGGUUAUAAUGUUAUCGCUGUAACAGACUCCAGCCGCCUUCUUCUUGGACAAAUUGGACGUAAGGUGAGCCCUGGUGAUGAGAAGAUCAGCUUGACCCUGACUGAAGGGCGCGACGCAGAGAGCGGCGGCUACAAGGUUACUAUUACGUGGGAGGGUCCGAGCGAUAGUGUAUUUGAAGAUUGCUUUGAUUUUGGUUCCAAGCAAUGGUACGGUGGGCCUGAACAAAAAGAGCAAUAUUGGCCAAUUCAAAACUCAAAAUUACAGAAAUACUCGAUUAUAUCUAAGGAAGAUGAUAACGCCGCUGUAUCCGAGAGGUACUGGGUCAAUUCUAAUGGAUGGUACAUUUACAUUCAACCAGAGGCUCCUUUGUUCGUUGAUUAUCAUAACGUCCUCGAUAACCACAUUUGUUUUAUAGCCGAAGUUACUGAACCAUACUCCACUAAACGUACACGCAACGUUCUGCAAUAUGACCUUUGGUUCUUCGACAAUGCUAAAAUCGCUCAUCAACACGCAGUAGACACCUACCUUGGCAAGCCAUCAGGUCUUCCUGACUACAGAAUGAUCAAAUACCCCGUCUGGUCCACUUGGGCAAGAUACUCUAGAGAAAUCGACCAACAGAAACUAUGGGAAUUCGCAAAUGAAAUCAACGACAGUGGUUUCCCAAAUGCUCAAUUUGAAAUUGAUGAUCUGUGGGAGAUUUGCUACGGUUCUUUGACCGUCGAUGAAAGGAAAUUGCCUGAUCUCAAGCAACUUGUUCAAGACAUUAAGAGUCUAGGAUUCAGAGUAACAAUUUGGGUACAUCCCUUCGUUAAUAAAGACUGCGAACCUUGGUACUCAGAUGCCUUAGCAAAAGGUUAUUUCGUGCUCAAUGAGGAAGGCAGUCCAGAUACGUCUUGGUGGAACAACAAUGGGUCCAUUCCUGCAUACAUCGACUUUACUAACCCCGAAGCUGCUGACUGGUUCUCAUCUAGAGUUCAGGAGCUUAUUGAAACAUAUGAUAUCGACAGUGUGAAAUUCGACGCUGGAGAGUCCAGCUGGUCUCCUCAAAUCCCAGUCCAGAAUGGUGAUAUUGACUUGCACCCAGGGCAUAUAGUUGAAGCUUACGUGAGGACCGUCGCUAAAUUUGGACCUAUGAUUGAAGUUAGAUCUGGAAUGAGGACUCAAGAUCUUCCCGUAUUCAUCCGUAUGGUAGACAAGGACACGUAUUGGGGCUUCAACAAUGGGCUCGCAACUUUAGUGACCACUCUGCUCCAAUUAAACCUGAACGGUUACACUUUGGUGUUACCUGACAUGAUCGGCGGUAACGGAUACAAUGACAAACCAUCGAAGGAACUUUUUGUAAGAUGGCUACAAGCUAAUGUCUUUAUGCCCACUCUGCAAUACUCUUUCGUACCUUGGGAUCAUGAUGAAGAGGCUGUAGAAAUCUGCCGUCGCUACACGCAGCUGCACGCGGAGUUCGCGGAUGAAAUCGUGGCGGCCAUGGAGCAGUCGGUGCUCACCGGCGCGCCCGUCAACCCGCCUAUCUGGUGGCUUGAUCCUACCGAUCAAGUGGCUCUGGCUGUUGGAGAUGAAUUCCUUCUCGGUGAACGUAUUCUCGCGGCGCCAGUGCUCGUGGAGGGUGCCGUGUCGCGCGACAUCUACCUGCCACGCGGUCUGUGGCGGGACGGUCACUCCGGGGAGCUCAUCUCGGGCCCCACAUGGCUUACGGACUACCCCGCACCUCUCGACAUCCUUCCAUAUUUUACACUUGAAAAACUAUGUAGAGACUUUAGUAGGUACAUAGAGGCGUACCAGAAAGUGAAGCGUCUUGGUAAACGUCGCCAGUCAGUGGAUAUUGAUGGCAGACCAGAAGUUAUGAAAAUAUUUGAAAGAGGC
This is a messenger RNA of Brenthis ino (lesser marbled fritillary), 2046 nucleotides long. Lineage: Eukaryota; Metazoa; Arthropoda; Insecta; Lepidoptera; Nymphalidae. The record is from the annotation of a GenBank genome assembly.